UAAUGUGUUAAACAUUCCUAGUAGUGAGGAUGCCAUAUAAAAUCCGACGCUGAAUUAUCCUCUCGUUUAUUAACCAUGCGGCCUGGAAAGUGGGAAUUGCCGUUGCGAAUUGUCAUUAUUCUACAACCGUGAUAUUCGCAAUUCAUCUCUCAAAAUAUAACAGUACAUUGUUUAGAGAACGACCAGUUUAAAGGCGCCAGACCCAAAGUUCGGAAUCCCAAGGAAGCCAAACGUCGGAGGUUUGUGAUGAAACAGGCAAAGACAAUCUCUAAGCCACAACUUUUAGAAAGUGUAUCUGAAACUGAAGAAAGUCAGACAUUGUUGUCAAAACCCCGAGAAUCACAAGAGACACUACAAACGGUAAACAAGAACCAAGAAUUCUUUGGUGUUCGAUCAUACGUUCAUACAUUUUACGAGGCUAUGGCCAUGGACAAUCCGCAAGCUUACGAAGACGUUGGACGCCGCUUUGGAUACACAAUGCCAAUAAGAAAACGACGGAAGCAAGUCUUGUGCUGGAGGGCAAUGUUGUUUUCUGGAAUAUUUAUUAUGAUCAUGGGCCUCAUAGCUAUAUUAGUCGGUUUCCUCGUGCCAAAACGGAAAGAAGUUGUCGACACUCAAGAGGACAUCGAAAUAAUCAAUCGCGCAGACCAAGCGUUCAAUGAAGAUUUGGAUAUUUGCAAAAUUGUUGGAAUUUUUUUAUUUUGUUCAGGAGGUUCGAUGAUUACGGCCAUGCUUUUGAUACUAAUACUGACACGACGAAAUAGAAUAGAUGACCCACUUUCAGCAGAAGAAAUACCCUUGACCAGUGCCGAAGUGUGUCAAGAGCCAGGUCCAAGUACGCCGAUGGAUGUUAAAGUACCUGCCACUGAAGAGCUAACAACUGUACAACCCCGUAGAACAGAUCCGGAGGAAGUUGUGAUGACCAAUACAGGACUGUGUAAAAUACCAUAAUUUAAUGGAAAAUUUGAGAAUUUUGAUGUUUGUUUCAUGUUGGUUUUUGACUCAAAACUUGUAAUCGUAAGUUAUUAUCCUCCUCCAUGUGCUUGUCAUAAAGUCCAAUUUUCGAGUAACAUACAGGGUAUUCUCUGAACAGAAAACGUUUUAAAAUACAUUACGAAAGAAUGAAACAUUGAAAUGAAACUUAUGUGAAUGACUGAUGCAUUGAAGAUAACAGCUAAUUUGUUUCUAAGAAUAAUGAUUAAAAUUAUGCCGGUAAACAGACUUGCGAAUUUUUACCUUAUGACAAAUAACAAAACGUAAGUUCUUGCCCUUUGCCUAUCUACCAUUGUAAAUUUAUUGUAAAUGACAUCCAUAACUACGCAGAAAAAAAACGCUAUAUUAGAUGUAAAUUAUUCACACUGAAUUUCAUCUCUAUAACACAGAUUGUUCUCAGCCAAUCAGAAAAUAAAUUCAGGUCAAAAAUCAAGGAAAAUUCAGACUAAUUAAAAUAAGUAGUAUAAUGAUUUAAAUUUACUUACUGUAUAGAUCAGCGAUUCUUAAAUUUGAGUCCGCAGUAUUUGUUAUUUAAUUUAAUUACUUUAAAAUUCUAAUCCUCUGCAUGUAUUUUUAGAUAGAUCUUUACAAGAAUUUUCACAAUAUUCUAUGAAGAUUAUCUGCACUAGAUAACUAUACGAAAUGAAUUACAUCUGCUUAUCAGCGGUGACGUUCUGUGUCGGAGCUUGCUCCUAUUUAUUAUCUAUUUGCGUAAAAAUGGUGGCAACACAUCUAUAUUCCUGAAAAUUAUUGCCAUAGAUACAAACACUUAUACUCCUUCGAUAUAAGUGACUGCUAUUUCUAUCACUUCCGCCAAUUAUUGGAAUACAUCGUACACUGUCAACAGAUGCAUUUCUGUCGAUGUUCUAGAACGACCGCCUUAAUGCACGGAUAAAGUAUACUCAUAAUCAGGACUUUAUAGCAUCUUGAUUAAGUCAAUCAUAUUCUUUGAGAAUUUUUUUCGUAAUUCUUAGUGGGUUGUGGAGUAAUGGACUCAAAUUUAAUCACAUAUAUUUACUAUGGGAUUUAACUUUGAACAUUUGGUUGGCCAAUUCUUUCUUUAUAUAUAGUCAGUUUGAAGGAAGUGAAUGACGUAUGCAGUCUUACACUGGUAAGCGUUAUUAUCCACAAACAUGAAAUUACGACCAACAGUCACAGGGAAAGGCCUGACAUAAAUAUUAAGAACAUCCUCGCUACAGUGAAUAAUAUUCCAAUUACCUCUCUAGAAGACAUGCAAAUGUGUGGGACGAUUAAAAUUACUCUAGUACACACCAAUAAACUACCGCCUCUAAAGAAUGUUGUUCCCUUCAACUUAAACGGUGAUCCUGUGUUCCUCCAAAAAUUGAUGCUUUUCUCCAAAAAUUGAUGAUCUUUAUCCUCUUGUAAGAUUAAAUCUCAGUUCAUCAGUAAAACGAACAUGGGAACCCUCUUUACUGCAUUAAUGAUAUUUCUAUAAAAGCUGAAAUGAAUUUUGCUUUGAGGAGAAGUGAGCGGCUGAUAAACUGUUUGUGUCCUGGCGUAUGGGUAAUUUCACGAUAUAUAGUUAAUUUUUAUAUGUUUUGAAGAGUUGCUGUCCAGCAGUUGCCUGGUAACAAAAGUUCUAUAUCUGUUUGUUAAUAAAGCUUAAAAACAGUUGUGUUUUGUCACUGUGCACUAAGUAGUUGCUUCGGUCUUGUACGUAAUUUUGCCUCAAUUUCUUUGGCACGAUAUGUCUGAAUAAAUUGCUGCCAGAGCGUGCCAUGAUAUUAUUGUGGGAUAAAUAUGCAAAUUUCUUGCAGUUUGAUCUUAGACUUAUCCUUCUCCAGAAAACUGAAUGAAAAACAGAUACACUUGACAUACAAAAUGAUGUCACCUUGCUUUUUAUUAAUAACGGAAACCUAAUAGCUAGCAGAUAUGUUAUCAGUUGUUUCUUGCCAAUCUCAAUACUCGACUACCAGAUAUAUACGAUGUUUGCAUAAGUUAUUGCGCGGCCUUUAUUUUCGUAACCGUUGAUUGUACACAUAUACUGCUAGUUACAAAAUGUUUUUAAUUAUGCAAAUAUUCAUGUGUUUUUAAAUUUUAAAAAAUUUAAUUUUGUAAAAAUUACAAAUUCAAAUUUUCAAAAGGUAUCUCAGUCUCUAUACUUAUAUUAAGAAACCUUUUUUAGUACUCAUAAAAAAUGAAGCAUAAAACUUUUGACUCUCGUUUGAAAAAGUUUAUUAAGAUAUUUAAUUUCAAAAUUCUGGAUUCGGGACGUAAUUUUCACUUUGGCAAGAACAAUCAUUUAAUAAAUAAAUUUAAAUAAUUUGAAGUUGACUAAAUAAAUUAGAAUAAUUGCUUUUUCCACAAAAAUUCUAUUCGAUGUUAUUUUAUGAUUUAUUAGGGUGUAACGUUUUAUACUUUGUAACUUCGCUAUACAUGAUUUGCUUAAUAUAGUUUCAAACAAGUAAUUUAUACAAAAGAGAUGUAUUUUAAAAAUAUUUAAGUAGAAAUAUUCUGAAUUUUAAAUUUAAUUUAAACUUCUGAAUAUUUCUACUUCUGAAUACUUCUACAAAUGAAUUAUGUAAUAAUAAUAAAGCAUAACAGUGUUUUCUUUGACAGGAUUUCUAUGAUUUUAUUCACAAAAGAUGUAAUUAAGAUCAUCUUUUAUUUUCUGUCAACAUUAGAAACCUUUACUUAACUGAUAUUUUAAUUUUAGUUACAUGUGAGUGCAAACAUUUCGCUCUUCAAUUCGUAUACGGGCCCAAAUAUCUCGGUCAAUUUUUAGCGUACGGAAAUUAUACUACAUGUAUUUUAUUUAUUCAUAAUAAGUAUAAAACUUUCCUAAAUAUAAGUUUAGGUAUCAAGCGACUGUUUACAAUUAAUUGUUUUUAGUUUUAGUUUAACUUUUUAAAACUAACUAUAACUGUUAAAUUAACUGUUCUGUAACUGUCAAUUGUAAAAAUUAAAACUGUGUUUAGUUAAUUAAUAAAAAUUUUAACUUUCUUUUUAAUUUAAAGAUGCCAAAAUAUGAAUAUUUGCAUCACUUAAAAUACUUUUUAAUUAUAAGAGUAUACAUCUACGACUUUGGUGAAAUAAAAGCUGCAUAAGAACUUUUAUGGACAUGAUGUAUAAAUGUUCCUUUACCUGAACGUUUAUGACGAAUAAUGAAGGCUUCAAUAUUCUCAUAUAUUAUGCAGUUUUAGGAAAAUACAAAACACAUACUUCGAACUUUAGUUUUAUAUAUAUCUGUAUUGCUGCUAAAAGACUUUUCUAGCCAUGUGGUUAAAACAAGGUUACUGAUACAAAUUUAAUAUCGAACAAGAAGAACACAUACACUUUUUCAAACAUUGAAUUAGAGUUUGGAUCAUAGUGGCAAUGAAGCAGCGUCAUCUUUCCUAUACGGAACAAAUAAUAAAUAUAUUUUACUUAUUUAUUAUUUCAUGAAAAACGAUGGAAUUAUAUAUCUUUUCCUUUCUAAUACUUUUUAAAAAGGCUAAAAUUCUAAAUUUAUAAACCAAAUCUUAAAUUCUAAUAAUUUUCAUAGCGAAACAUUGGUAGUUUACAUACAUAAAUACAUUUUCUUUUUUAUGCUAAGCAAAUUAUAAAAUUAAUAGUUUUAGUUCCCAGCAAAAUGCACAUUAUGGUGAAAGAUUCCUCGAACUCAAUGAAUUAAAGAGCCGCUGAUCUAUGCCAGAAGCGCCUAAUAUACAGAGUCUUGAAAUGCCCAAUUUGUCAGAGUUUAAUACGUUUUCAUGUACAUUUACUUACUUACUUCUGCGUAUCUUUAUAAUUACAAAAAUUAAUUUUUAUACAUACUUAGAUAUUGAGCGUAAGGGUUAACCAUACAACAGUAGCUCUGAAAUGUUUCUUAAAUGUUCAUAUCUGACUCAUUUUUCAUCCUUCAGAGUACUUUAAGGCAGAGAAGUUUAUCUUACUAUCUACAGUGCCUAUGAAAAUAAUCACAGAUUAAAAAUAUUUAUUUCAUUCUAAAAACGCAAUCAAACAAUAUCGUCGCUUUUUUCCCCACUAUCAGUUUUUAAAUAGUAAACGAGACACACUCUCAAGAUAAUUUAACAAUCCACGAUGUAUAGAAAGUUGCUGAGCUUUCUUCCAAAGUACUAGACAUUUGUUAGCACUAUUAUUACGUUUCUAUAUAUAUUAUAAUAUGCUUCUUAAUUUUGAGCGUUGUUCAAGUUGCCUCGAUGCUUUGUAAUCCGGUGAUGUAAAGCAAUGACUUCUUCAGCAGCAUUAAUUUCAAAAGAAUUCAUUAGCAAAACUGCUACAUUUCGCAAUCAAGCAUAUGUAUUUUGGAGUGAAAGAACUAUAUAGAUUUUGAGAACGUCGGAAAGAAAACUCUCUGACGCUUAAAAACAUUUCUGACUCCUGGCUCCUACUCCGGUCACUUUACCUAACCCAGUAUUUCAGAUUAUAUAAUUCUCAAAUACAAAAAAGUGCAUUAUAAAUUAAAACAGGACUAUUAUUGGGAAAAAAAUCACAAAAUUAGAAUAACUUUUAACAUGCUUCAAACUGUAUCAAAAACUGUUAUCACAAUCUAAUAAUAAUCAGCUGUAUUUUGAACCCACAGGUUUCCUGCAUUAUUGCAAUUUCCUUUUAUUAUUACAGGUCCCUUCCAUGAGAACUGCAAUCCAAAGUAUUUUCAAAUACAGUUAUCAAAAUACUUCAAAAGGAAGCAGCUUUAUACAGAGGAAGUUAUCAAAAAUGAAUAAUUAUGGCUGUAUAUCUUCGGUAGUUUCAUUUCAAGAUUUGAAUAAUUGGGGAGAAGAAGUAUAAGAAAAAAUUUUCAUUACGUAAAUGUGAACAAAAUAAAGGAUUUGCCUAUUUCUAUGAAAUAUGUAAUACCCCAAAGAGAAGCUUAAAUUUUUUUAAUUUAAAAUCGGACAGGCUAGUAAAAAUAAGGCCUUUCAAAACUAUUUUAACUUCAUCAUGCCGCUUAAUACGAUCUUUUUAAUAACUAGAGCAUGAUGAAUUUCAAAAUUUGAGAGUAAUAAAUUUUAAAGUUUUUUCUCCAAAUCCAUGAAAACUGGUUUUUUUUUCAACAGGCAUAAACUCUUGAGCGUAAUUAACUAAAUUGCUUGGUGCAUUUGCUCUGCUAAAAUUAAUUUUUAUUACUUCCUUCCUACCCUUUUGUUUUUAAGUUCCAAAAAUAUACGCUUAAUACCAACUAGCCACGCUAAUUAAUGCAUUGAUAAUAAAAGAUGGUCCAAAAAUGUGCAGUUAGAGUAUGAAAACCAUAAAAAGUGAACUGCACAGGAAUAUUUAAAUCCCAACAUACUAUAAACUAAUCAAUGUGAUUAAAUUAAAAUAAUAAUAAAGUUUACAUACAUUUUCAUAUUUUUUCCUUAAAAAACUAUCAACAUCAAAGAUCAGUUUUUUUUUCGAGCCAUAAAUUAACGUAUUCCUUUCAAGACUCAGUAAUGAAAUUAUACGUCGGCAAUUUCUCCCAGAACGUCAUAAUUUUUCUUAUUAUUAUCAUUUUACCAAUGUAAGAAUAUCUUGUUGAAAUACAUGGAUAAUCCUCAAACGGAUGAUGUGAAGCUCGCUGCAUUCAAAUUUUAGCAUUAUUUGCUGUAUUACAUUACAUUCAAAAGUAAAGUUGUGUACAAUCGUCUGUUUAUAAUCCCUUUACUGUUUUAAAUGCGCAGUAAGGCAAAUGACAUACAGCAUGUCUCAAAAAAUGCAUAUGCACUUCGAAUGGUAAUAAAGUCAGGAUUUUUAAAAAUAAGGUUAUUUUUGAAAUUCAAAAAAAUCUGCAGUAAGGAAUAUAUUUCUGCAAACGCCUUUUUUAAAAUACAGCCUCAUUGUCUCAAACAUUCUACCUUAAAAGCUGUGCCAUCCUCUGCACAUCUUGCCAAAUAGCACUAGCAAAACUGCAUUCUUAGAUCCGAAUGAUCUUCAGUGACAGCAUGGAUUGUUUAGAAUUUAUUGAUGAAGGCGCUUCAAAAUGCAAUGGAUUAAUGAUUUUGAAAUUCUCGUUUUACGACCCUCUUCCUCCACAAGUUUUAUUUAGUUUUUGGUAAGAGGUUUCUAUUGAUAUUGACGUUUCUUGCAUCGUAGGACACGCUGAUAAACGCAAUCUUAGAAAACAUUUUUGUGAAGAUUCAUGAACAGUUCCAUCUUCUUCAGAUUUCUCUACAAGUUGAGUCGUGUUGGUGAAUCAGUUCGAAACACUCCCCUUUGCAAUUUUAACAGCAUUUUCAAACUUUCAGUAACAUUUAUGUUAAAUUUUUCUAACUCCAUUAUUUUAAAUUGGUUAAAUUCGAAAAGAGAGAAAAUUAAGUGAAUUGUCAGCUAUUAAAGUGUGUAUAUGUUUUCGGAACACCAUGUAUAUUGUGUCGUUUCUCCUUAAAAAGUAGUAUUUGAAAAAUCUUUAGAACUUUUUUAAUAUUUUGCAUUUGUUAAAAAUACAUUUUCCUUACAAUCCUCAUUUUCAAUGUAUGCCUACUUCCCCAAGGUGCUUAUUUCCAAUAGCAUUUUCGUGAGUAAUACAAUCUCGUUACGUCGCUAAACAUAAAUGUUUUAUUUAUGUAUUAUUAGAUAGAUGUGUGUCUAUAUGUAUGUAUAUUGUAAAUGUUCGAACAAUACAAUCCAUAUUAUGAAUGUUUACAAAUUAAUUUCAAACAUAAUAUUUAAUUAUUGGAUUAUAAAAUAUUAUAGUACACAAAGUGCAUUACUAUGACAAUAAAAAUCUGAUUUUCUUCUUCAAAGCUAUAUUUUAAUGUCAUAGAAAAGUGAUUUUUGUAAUAACUAAUCUACAAUUAUUACAUUGGAGACAAUAAAACUUUGUCAAAUAAAGUGCAAAGAUAUAUACUCAUCAUAA
Stegodyphus dumicola is the source of this 7792-nucleotide messenger RNA. Its product is annotated as neurensin-1-like. Gene Ontology annotation, cellular component: transport vesicle; neuronal cell body; neuron projection. Lineage: Eukaryota; Metazoa; Arthropoda; Arachnida; Araneae; Eresidae. The record is from RefSeq and is a predicted model, not a curated record. Gene Ontology annotation, biological process: nervous system development.